GCUAUCUGUCAGAAAAAAACAUCCCGAGCACACAGGUCCGCUACAUUAUAACACCGCGGCGCUGUGAUCCUUGUUUUCGGGGUUUGGAGCCCCUCCGGACACGCAGAGAGAACAUGCCCAGACAGAGGUAACCGUUCCCGGGCUGCUGCUGCCUCCUCAGCCGGCUGAAGGACCAGGAGCAGAACCACAGAUGGAGAGGCCGAGUAGACUGCUGCUUGUAUCCGAGCUGCGCGUCAGAAACUCGGCGUACGAUGUGAGCUUGAGUCGGUCCCUGCUCACCUGGAAGAGACGGACUUCCAGUCCGGUUUACCACCCGUUCAGACCCAGUUUUUGUGUUCCUUCGUUCCCUCGUCGUCAAGCCUCAGGUGUGUGUCACAGUUCUGUGUCAGAGAUCAUCUCCGUCAGAGAGGAAGAGGGAGGAGAACGGCUGCAAAGACGAUGCAGCUGGAAGAAAAUCAAUGAGAGAGAAGGAAAGGACUGCAGGCAGGCCUUCACCGUGCGUGUACGUGGAGAGCGGUGUCAGCAGCAUCGCUGUGGCAGGUGUGCUGAAGUGUCCUUCACGUGUCCGGAGGCAGCGCUUUGUUCCAGCAGACCCAAACAGCUGCUGGUCUACAUCAACCCGUACAGCGGGAAGCAACACGGGAAAAAAAUCUACGAGCAGAAGGUCGCCCCGCUGUUCGCCCUGGCCGGCGUCACCACGCACGUUAUCGGUACGCAUCAUCCUGAUUAUGCAAGAGACCACCUGAGGACGGAGGCGGAGCUGAAGAAGUUUGAUGGGGUGGUGUGUGUCGGGGGGGACGGCAUGUUCAGCGAGAUCAACCACGGGCUGAUCUGGAGGUCGCAGAUCGACGGCGGCGUGGAUCCAAACUGUGCCGACGAAUCCCUGCUCCCCAGCUCGCUGCGCAUCGGCAUCAUUCCUGCAGGUUCGACAGACUGCAUCUGCUUCGCCACUGUGGGCAGCAAUGACCCUGUGACCUCUGCGCUGCACAUCAUCGUGGGAGACUCUCAGCCGAUGGACGUGUGCUCGGUUCACCACAACAACACCUUCCUGCGGUACUCUGUCUCGCUGCUUGGAUACGGUUUCUACGGCGACGUGCUAACUGACAGCGAGAGGAAGAGAUGGAUGGGACCGGCGAGAUACGACCUCUCAGGUGUGAAGAUGUUCCUGACUCAUCAUUACUACGAAGGCACGGUGUCCUACCUGCCGGCCAGAGGCAUCAUGGGAACUCCAAGGGACGCUAGCAGGUGUCGAUCCGGAUGUGUAAUUUGUCAGCACAACGGGAGGCUAAUUUCCAAGAAAGCUGAGAGGUAUCAAAUGGAUGAAGAAACGGACCGCGAAGGUGAAGGCGAGUGGAAGACGAUCCGUGGGAAGUUUCUGGCGAUAAACGCUGCCAGUAUGAGCUGUGCGUGUCCUCGCAGCCCCAAAGGACUCUCGCCUGCCGCUCACCUGGCCGACGGCACCACCGACCUCAUCCUGGUGCGGAAAUGUUCCCGCUUCGACUUCCUCAGACACCUCCUACGACACACCAGCAAAGACGACCAGUUUGACCUGAACUUUGUUGAGGUCCACCGGGUACGGCGUUUCUGCUUCACCCCCCGUCACUGCCAGAGCGACUCGGACCUGGACCUGCGGGAGAACGGGAAGCACCAGAUCUUCGGCCAGAUCUGCAGAAACCACCCGGCCUGCGGCUGUGCGCCGGCCUACAGCAGCUGGAACUGCGACGGCGAAAUCCUGACACACACGGCCAUCGAUGUCAGAGUGCACAGCAACUUGAUCAAGCUGUUUGCACGAGGGAUCGAGGAGCCGACUGUGUUUGACGAUCUGACCAACCCUUGUGCAAUAUGAGCCCCGUCAGCACCUGUCAGACACUGGACUCCACUUCCUGUUUCCAGCCCUCGUAUCAUGUGACACUUCAGAAUUCAACGACUCAGCAAAGAGUUGGUCUGUUACUCGACAAAAAAAGAAAUGAGGGAAGGAGAAACGUUACUUUCUGAAAGGUCAAAGAUUCCUCACAGACAGGAAGUGAAGUGUAGUUUCCUUAAAAUGCCAAGACCAGCUUUAAAUAUUUUCUCUGAACACUAGCAGCUGAUUUAGAGUAAGGUUGAAUGGCUGCCGGGUGUCUGGCCCCUGGUUUAUUUUCAGUGCUGCCUUGUUAUGAUAUAUUUUCAUAGUAAUCCUCUGAUUGUGACUUAGUUUUGUUACCCUAAGUGUUUCUCUGUGUAACUUUUAGAGCGGGCUAAAAUACCUCCGACUUCUUGUGGGCCACAUUAACUUAAACUCAUCCUUGUACUUUGAGCGUUUUGACUCUGACUCGUCUAACUGUUGAGGUCUUUAAGGCUGCAACUAAAUAAUAAUUGUCAUUAUCCAUUAUUCUGCUGGUUAUUUUCUAGAUUUGUUGAUUGAUCACUCAGAACAUUUGUGAAAAAUGCCUUUGCAGUUUCUCAAAAAGUCUUCAAAGUCUUGUAUUGUCAGUAAACAACCCAAAGAUAUUCACUACAACCUAAAACAGAGGAAAAACUCAAUUUCUAAGAGGCCGGAAAUGGCAUUUUCUGACAUUAUCGCACUAAGAAAUUACCUACUUAUAAAUGGAUGAAUCGACUUUCUAAAUAUAUAUUUCGUAUGGACUUUUCUUAAUUGUCUGAGUCAACUCAUAUUUGAUUUUGGCUUUGACUUGAUUACAGAACUGCUGACAGUUAGACACUUCAUAUAGACUCAAGUUGCUCAUUGUUGUUUUUUCUUUUGACUUGUUUUGUUUGUGGCCCCGUCUGAAUCUCCUCUUUUAAUACCCUAAAUAAGACUGCAAACUCCUUAGACUCAAAUACUCUGUUGACUUAUAUCUAUAUUUAAUCAAAUCAAACUAUUGAAAUCUGAUAUAGAGGUGUUUUUUUCUAUUAUCCCAGAGUUUUUUUUAUUGAGCUUAUUUGAAGUUGUUACAGAAAUAUAUUAGCUUUUUUUGCACAUUUACAUUUCAUUUGAAGUGAUGCUGGAUUUGGAAAUAUCUCUUACAUGUUUUAUGGACGCCAGACACCCGCCGGUCAUGUGAUCAUUCGGGGUCAGAGGUUGAUUCACAUUCUUGAAAAGUAGAAAGUAAAUCCCCUUCACAUGGUCAGUACGUGUGGGGGUAAUAAAUGCUGAGAGGGGAUUUAUUCCUCAGUUAUGAGAAGAUAACUUCCACGUCAUGCUUCUCGAACAGAGCCAAUAGAUUUUCCUCCAGUCCGAAACUGAACUCAAUCGUACUAUAAAAUGGUAUUUUUGCAUACUUAAACUCCCAGCAAUUUAGAAACCCUGAUUUAGUCAACCUGGUCGUGGCUGAGAAAGCUGAACAGUGCACUCAAGUGUUUUCAAUCUUCCCUUUCUGCUCGAUAUGCAAUGAAGCGUAGUAAACACAGGAAAGACCUGCUUUAACAAUAUUUCACUCAAACUGUCUUCAAGUCAGCUGGACAUGUAGCUUCAAUCUAUUCUCGGUGCAACAUGAUGUUUUAAAUGUACUCUGUCAGGUUUAUUUUGUUUUGUAAAACCUCAAGUUAGUCAUCUGAAUCUUCCACAAAAAUCACUUAUCUUUUCACCCAAAAAUCUUAAUAAUCAAUGUUAUUGCAUUAGUGGAAGAUUCAGAUUAUUGAUUUAAGGUUUUGUGAAUUCUGGUUUUGUUGAAGAAAGACAAUUGUAAAGUCCAGUGUUGAUAUUCCACCAUCUGCUCACGAAAAACCUGAUCAAAGAACGUUUCGAUUUUUGAUCAGACGUUAACAGCAGACGGCUCUUAGCAUUAGCCUGAUGUUGACUGCCUCUGUAAUGUUAAAAUACAUACAUUAUGAUCUUUACUUAUAUUAUUCAUUAUGAAGUUGCAUUUUCUUCCCAAUAAGCCUCAGGACCGUCAUGUCCCUUUCGUCCACACAGAUCAUGAUAAAAAUACAUGUUCUCAUUCCUGCGUUCAAGAGGAUGAUCCCUUUUUAGAUUUGUAUGAUCCCAUGACCUUUCCUUAAGCCCCACCCUGAGGACAGAUGGUCCAUUUCAGACCUUUUUGGACAAACACUUUAUGCCAAUGUGUUAUUGUCACCAGCUAUGUGUACCUUUCAGAGGGGCAAAUCAUACCAGCAUACUUUCAUGUUCGAAUACAUAGAGGUUGGCCAUUUAUAGCUCCACUAAAAGCUCUAGACCACCAGGAUGUUGUUAAUAAAAGUUGCAACUUGGAGGGAAGAUUGUAAUUUAAAAAUAAAAUAAAUCAAUUUAAAACUGACCGAGUUCAAGAUGGAUUAAAUGGAAACGAUUUAGACUUUGACUGGACAGAAAGUGGAGUAUCAGCACUGGACUGUCGGACUGUAGACGCUGUUUGCUUGUUUUUUGUGUUUCUUCUUGUGUUGUUGGCAAGCAAUCCUGUUUCCUCUCUGCUGAUGUCGAGCUGGACUCAAACUGAUGGAGGAGGGAACCGUAGCAGCAGCCAAUCAGCUCUCUCUCUCUCAAACCUCACAAUCUGACCAAAUACCAGCCGGGGUUUAAACAUGUAGCUGUCUGCUCAUGACAAUUUCAGCUCAGCCUAGAGGUCUUCACAGGUCCAACACCUUGGAUCCAAUGAAAAAAGUAAACUACCAAAACCCUGCCUUCAUGCAUUCAUUCUCAAGCAACAACAGGCUGGAUUUAAAGGGGACCAUCAGAACUUAUCUGAUAAAACCUAGAGGAUAUUAAGAGGGCGUAACGAGAAUACAACCGGGCUCUGAUUAGACCGAUUACAAUGUUAGCGAGAACCGAGAGGACCUGUGAAGACCUUUAGCUGCGCCACCAUGUUGGUUUAUCUCCUAACGUUGUAUUGAUGUACAAUCAGAGUCUGAAUGUUUGCUGUAAAACCUCCAAACAACAAACCAAAUGUACAAACAGAGGUCGACUGAUGACAGAUAACUGAGGAGGAUACAAUUAUGUAUCAACAUUUUGCGGGCUGUUAUUAUAAAUUCAAUGUGUUUGUGCUUCAGUAUUAUAUAGUGCAAACCUGAAACUGACAGCAUGUUUUCUCUAAAUAUUUGGCAGGUAGCGACUGUAGCUGAUGAGCUAAGCGCUAACAUGCUACUUUGCCAGGAACAUGCCCGAGCCAGCUAUGAUAGCCACAUAGCUAGCUCAGAUGCUAACAGAUCUGGCUAGGCUUACGACUAGCCAAUGUCGCGUUACAAACCAUACUGACCGAAAACAAAGAACUGACAUGGAUAAGAAGAUAAAGUUAGUUUGUUGUUCCAGUGCAACGUUAGCAUGACGCAGCAAAACCUCUAGGAAGAGCAUCAGUCUCAAAGACAAUUGUUUUCUCCAAAUCUACUGGGCCCAACCAAUCCAAAAGAAACUCAUAAACUGCCCUUUCUAUAAAUAUUUAGCUGUAUAGAAUUCGUAAUGAGAUUUGUGUGAGCGCGGUUGAAAUUAACGCUAGCACCCAUUGCAUGCAGUUGAGCCGUUUUGAAUUGAAUGCACCUGUUAGCUACUUUAUUUUAGUUGACACAUCUAAACUAUCGGCUCAGAUUUACACAUUGUCAAUGUUUUUAAAUGGAGAGACAUUACUAAAAAAAUAACUUUAUAUCGCGCUUCCCAGAGGUAGCUCAGAGCUAAAGAUGUAAUGGAACAUUGCUAGAGUUUUUCAGGUAUGUUGCCAUGUAGGAUUAAGGAUUAGCACUGCAAAAAGCGAUUAUUUAGCAUGAAUUAAUCUUCAUGAUCUUUCUGAUUUGUUAUCUCUAAACAUUUCAAAAUCAACUUUAAUGUACAUCUUUUAGUUCCCGUCGUUAAAGUGAUUACAAACUAUUGACAUUAAAAGUUUUUCUCUUGGUGAAGCUUUAGUUUCUCCCAAUUUAAACCCCCUCUAAUUUACAGGUGAUGUUUCUUUUUUAAUCAACACUGUAGUUUAAUCCGAUGCUGAAAACUAGUUUUAUCUAGUGAAUCAGUCGACCUCAAAAAACUGUAAUCUGAGCUGUACCUGAUCUUUACCUUCUGCUGUAGCUGUUUCAAUUUUCAGGAAUAAAAAACAUAUUCAAUUA
This is a messenger RNA of Gymnodraco acuticeps, 6003 nucleotides long. Its product is annotated as ceramide kinase-like. Lineage: Eukaryota; Metazoa; Chordata; Actinopteri; Perciformes; Bathydraconidae. Gene Ontology annotation, molecular function: kinase activity. The record is from RefSeq and is a predicted model, not a curated record.